UCGUGUUCAGCGGGACUUGUUUUUUAAGUAUUGAUAAUAAAAUAUUACAAUAUUGUAAAACUGUUAAGCAACCAUGUAUCUAGGUAGAACUGUAAGUCCACUAGUCCAUGUUAUCCAGCUUUUCUUGUUAUGCGAAUAUCAAUUGAGGAAUAAACUGAAAUCUAUGUUGGCCUUUCUCGAAUUAUUUUUGAGUUUAUACUGUUGGUAUGUUUUGUUACUGACUAAUUAAUAGUUGUUAUUAUUAUUUUGAUUAUUUUCUUUCAUUUUCUCACCCCUAUCGUUAGGAAAUAUCGCGAGCAAGACAAAGCGAGAUAGAUGCGAUCAACGAUCUGACAAACACUCUUAAAGAAAGAGACAAGCUUAAAUGCAAGUUAGAAGAAAACAAGAUGAGGAUAAUUGAUUUAGAGAUAGAGUUAAAUGAGUCAUCGCUUAUACUUUCGGAAAUAUUAAAAAUAUCAGACAGUCAAGACUUGAAUAACUUAAAAAAGAGUAAGAGUUUCUUUGAAUUGCAAAAGAGUGGUAAGGUAGUGGAUAGGCUCGAUAAAUGCAAAUUUAGUAGGAGUUACAAUGACUUGCAUGUGGGAGGAGACAGGAGUAUGAUAAAUGUACCGAAGUUAACACGUAAGAUAACAGAUUUGACGAAGGAAAUCGAAAUAAAGAAUUCGAAAAUUAUUGAACAACAGAAAUGUAUAUCAAUAUUGGAAGAAGCGUUAAGAGAAAACAAUAAUAUAGCCGAAUUUGAACAACUUUUAGCCGUGGUAAGAAGUAAGGAUGAACGCAUUGAUGAAUUAGAACAGAUAUUAAAUAAUAAAACUGGUGCUGCGAAAAAAUUAUAUAAAGAAAAAAGAAUAUUGGAAUUGGAAGAAGCACUUAAAGAGUCAUUUUUGAUUGCGUCAGAAAGAGAAAAGGUAUUCUAUGAAGAAGAAAAAAGGAGGAUCGAAGCGAUAAAUAUGAUGAAGAAAAUGGAACAAAGGAUUCGUUCGCUGCAAAACGCUUCAGUGCUGAAUUGCGAAACCUGUUCAAUGCUAACAAAGCGCUUGAAACAACUAGAAGAUUUACUGCAACGCUGCAAUAUGAAACGAGAAGCAAUGCUACGUCAUUGGUCACGUGUCGUGCAAGAUCUUUUGGAAGGUGCCAUUAGUGAAAAAGACACGCAAAUUGCUGAAUUGGAAAUAAAGGGAGUUCUGGAUGAAAACGAGACAAAGGCAUGCGACUUAUUAAAGAGUGAGAGAGAUCGAAUGCUAAACAGAUUAAAAAUGGAAACCGAAGCGCUAAUUGAAUUUGAAAAAGAUACAACCGAAUUACCUCAAGAGGAAAGUUCCUUGCCGACAAUCGUCGACGAUGUGUUAGCGGCCUGUGAAGAUAACCAAGUAAUUAUCUGGGAGGAGGACAUCCCUGCCACUGUGCUGUGACGUCUUAAAGCUAAGUCUUAUCUGUGUUGUGGCCUAAUACCAUCGCACUUGUCAUCUCAUCCGCUACUUUACCAAUCAUCGCUUUUCACCAGCCUAAUUGCCAAUAUUCCUCAAAUAAAAAUUAUUGUGAAGGAAUACUUUUUCUAUCCUUGUAGUCUAUGACUCAAAACCAUUGACAAAUCAAUUUGGGGGGGAAUCGCAGCUGUCAAAUUUGACAUCUGUCAGAAAUGUCAUUUCUUUCAAUUCGUAAUUAGUUUUCUCUGAUUUUAUUAAUGUUUUAUUUAUUCUCACACGAUACGACACGGAACCAUUUUGAGUGAUACCAAAUAAUAUUUUUUUAAACGAAAUUGAUUGAUAUUUAGUGGAGAUUAUUUAUCCUAUUUAUAUACCCUAUUAUAGCACUUGUUAAAAGUUGUAUACAUGUAAAGCAAUAACUUAACCUCUGCUCGUCUUAGAUUAUUCAUAUUGGUGUCUAUUUUUUAACUAGUAAAGUCUUCUACUGAUGCUGCUAAUGAAUUGUUAUAAAACUAAUAUUAAUCCUAUAAUAAUAUUUGAUGCUUAUUUAUAUUUUAUUUUAAGCACUAUCUCGACUAAAAUGCUAAUGUAUAACAAUAUGAUACUCUUAUUUAAAAAAAAUCAUUAAAACGUGGAAAAUACUAAGAUGCACGGUUUUGAAAAACAGUUGAAAUAAUAUUUUAGAAUUAUUUUUGAAAUUACAUAUCAUGCACAAAGUUUGAAAGCCUUUGGGCAUAUCAUUAUGUUACGUAGCUUGAAUUGUAGAAUUGGUGUAAAGACAAUGCUUAACGAAUCAAUAAAAGCACUGCCUUAUGUAAUAAGAGUUUCCUUUCGAUUGAGAGCCUACGUAAUCUUAGGGACGUCUGUUCGCCUCGGAUGCACGAGGGUGACUUAUUUGGUAAAUUGCAUCCUGAACGGCAGCUAUUUUCAACUACACACAGUAUUUAUAAUGUGAAAUUGUGAGCUUUUUAUAUUUUUUACAACCGUCUUGCAAGUGUGAUAGGCGUGUAGACAAUCCAAUUUGUGAAUAUAAUUUGUUACAUGUAAGUAUAUACUUAUAUAUGUAUGAAUGGUACUUGUACAUUGCGUUGACUUCGUUACACGUGUUUGUUGUUUUAUAAAAGUUUUAUCCGUUGUUCUGAUACAUGAAUUAUUUAUCCGCGUUACAGUUCAUAAAUUGGAUAUUCUGUACAGAGUAAGUGACAUGAAAUUAUGUUUAUCCGAAGACAAUGGUCGCUUGAACAUGGCAAUAUUUAUUUAGUCGGUACCUACACCAACUUUUACGAUGUUUAUUGAAUUUGUUACGGGUCCAAUAAGGCCAUUGUCUUUUAUUUUACCGUCAACUUUAAUUCUUGUUUGAUCCAUAUGGAAAUUCCUCGGGCAUAAGCCGAGGUCUUACAUUGCUAAUGUAGUAUGUAUCUAUGAUAGAUGGGAAUAGAAAAGCUGCAAUGUUUUGUUGAUUUACAAAUCGAAAAUUAUGUUCCAAUAAAUACAGAUAACUAAUAGAUAAUUAUAAUUAAGUUUUUGCAUUGUUAUUAGGUACAAUUGAAACAUUUUUAACGGGUUAAAACUUGGAUUAAACUUACAUUAUAAUGCUGAUAACUCGAUUUGAGAAAAUAUAACUUUUGCUUAGAGAUUCUUUGUUGUAUUCACCAACGUUCAUUUUCUAUUUCCAACUAAGCUAAUAAAACUAAGUUAAAAAAAAACCCAUUUCUCUAUAUAUUUCCAAUAAAUUUUGAUUUUUAGUCUGUGAUAAAAUAUAUUUUUCUUCCGUUUCGUUUAAAUUCAAGAAGUUCUUAGCGUUAUAAUGUAAUUAACUCUAUUCUCAACUAGACUUUGCAGCUACAAUUUUGUAAUGAUAAAGUGUAGGUGAAUUAUAUUAUCACAAUAAUAAUAUUAGUUAAUUGUUAUUAUAAUAUGACGUUCGUAUUGUUUCACACGUUAUAUUGACAGAUAUGCUAACAUAAGGAUAAAUGUUCUUUGAAAUAUAAUAUCUUCGUAUAAUAUGAUUUGUGUCUAUUAUUUCUUAACCUAUCCUUGCCUUCUUAAAUCUGCCUAAUAUUUAACGUUUUAACAAAUUUAAGUCGAUAUUCAAAGAGGGCAUUACAGCAUAAAUC
Molecule: messenger RNA, 3544 nt
Organism: Zerene cesonia (dogface butterfly)
Lineage: Eukaryota; Metazoa; Arthropoda; Insecta; Lepidoptera; Pieridae
Product: ERC protein 2-like
Exons: 5
Coding region: 387-1412 (341 amino acids)
Source: RefSeq, a predicted model, not a curated record